Schistosoma guineensis is the source of this 912-nucleotide messenger RNA. Lineage: Eukaryota; Metazoa; Platyhelminthes; Trematoda; Strigeidida; Schistosomatidae. The record is from the annotation of a GenBank genome assembly.
UUCAUUUCAAACGCAUAUUACUCUUUGAAUUAAUUUACUGAAUGAUGAAACAUCAAAAUCAAACAUAAUAGAUCGUAACAAAAAAAUACAACGUCCAUUACUACUACUACGACCGUGGCGACGACGACGACUACGGCUACGACUGCGACUAGGACUACCACGAUGAAUACUACUACUACUACUACUACUACUACUACUACUACUACUACUACUACUACUACUACUACUACUACUACUACUACUACUACUACUACUACUACUACUACUACUACUACUACUACUACUACUACUACUACUACUACUACUACUACUACUACUACUACUACUACUACUACUACUACUACUACUACUACUACUACUACUACUACUACUACUACUACUACUACUACUACUACUACUACUACUACUACUACUACUACUACUACUACUACUACUACUACUACUACUACUACUACUACUACUACUACUACUACUACUACUACUACUACUACUACUACUACUACUACUACUACUACUACUACUACUACUACUACUACUACUACUACUACUACUACUACUACUACUACUACUACUACUACUACUACUACUACUACUACUACUACUACUACUACUACUACUACUACUACUACUACUACUACUACUACUACUACUACUACUACUACUACUACUACUACUACUACUACUACUACUACUACUACUACUACUACUACUACUACUACUACUACUACUACUACUACUACUACUACUACUACUACUACUACUACUACUACUACUACUACUACUACUACUACUACUACUACUACUACUACUACUACUACUACUACUGCUACUAUAGUUUCUAUUUUAGUUCAUUAUGUAAACUUACUUUAUAUUGAACUAAUUUUUGCAAUUCCUUUUUUUCUUUUUCGCUAA